Messenger RNA from Phytophthora nicotianae INRA-310, 706 nucleotides. RefSeq lists its product as hypothetical. Lineage: Eukaryota; Oomycota; Peronosporomycetes; Peronosporales; Peronosporaceae. The record is from RefSeq and is a predicted model, not a curated record. The transcript has a single exon. Bases 312 to 584 code for a protein of 90 amino acids.
CAUGGAUCCUCCCUGCUUGCCCAGCCCCACAUAAUGGCCGACGCAGUCCACAAGUUUCUGCUGGGCCGCGUCACUGAAUCGCUGGCUCUGAUUGCGCUGCAGGAAGCGACUCAUAGUGCGCAGCUCCUUCAAGAUUUUGCCCUGCGUCGUCUCGAUCUUUACCGACCCAGAGAUCGCGGCCACUAACGUCUGGCCAUCCUCCCAAAACUUGUUGCAUCUCGAGUCCAUGGUAACAAUUGUCAAUUUUGCAAAUUAUUUCCGAAACGGCGAAUGACUGGGAUUUUGUAAGCCUUAUUUUCGGAUUGGCCAACAUGGAAGACUUAUACGGGGACUUGGAUACGUCCACCAACGCCUUAGAGAAGAAGGAGGCGCUGGACAUCAAGACGAAGGUUGAGAAGGAGAAUAAGCGGCUGCGGGACGAACUGGCGCAGUUGCAGGAGCAGAACCGACAGCUUGGUGCUGCUAACAAGCAAUUGGAGAACAGCAUUUCCACUCUCUUCGCAACUGCGCAACUGGAGCUAGGACGCAAGGACAAGGAGAUCAAACGGCUGCGCAGUCAAUUGGAAGGUCGAGAAGCCGCCUAAACAACGACCGAAGAUAUCAAUGCUUUAAACGACAUGAAGGAUAUUUACUAAACUUUUUUUGAUUUUCUUGUUUGGUUGUCUCGAUUCUCGCAUAUUGCAUAAAUAAAAACAGCCGCGUGUAU